CCUACCACUUUCCACCCCAGUCUAGCUCGUGAGAAUUAAUUUUGCACAACCAAAAAAUUACUCAUCAUGUUUUCAAUGCGACACUCAGCAAGGUGUUAUGUACAAUUAUAUUAUGUAUGAAAAUGGGAAAAGUGGGUGACUGUAAAAAGUCUAAGAUUAUACAGUCAUAAACUAACUAUUAACUCUUCCUCGAGACAUCGAAAAUAAAAAGCAGGACAAUAACAAUCGCCUCACUAACACCGACUACACCAGCUACUGAAAAUAUAAAAAAACAUCAUGAAUUUGUCUGGUGCAUUGCGAAGAACUUAUCUGGUGCCCAAAAAACAGUCUUCUGGUCCUCUCCUCGCAGUCCAACCGCUUUGGAAAUAGCAAUGAAACUAAACUCGUCUCAUUCAAAAGGAAUGUGACCCAUCUCAUGCUCAAGUUUACCAAAUUUAUAACGGUUCUUCACCAGCAAUUAAAAUUUCUACUUAUUUAAACAUUACGUGAGUAACAGUAUUUCACACAUCAAAUAAUAAUACUCGUCUUCAUCCUCCCACGGUAAAAUCCACCUCCACUCGUUGUUAACUUUCACCUUAACUAUCAAGAUAGAGAGAGGAGAGCUUUCCCCUCGUCACGGUGACAAUUCUGAACUUUCGCUACAGCAAAUCAGUUUAGUGUCCAACACUUUCGUAAAUACGACAGUCUGGUCCAUCAGAUACAUCUAAAUGUGCACAUCAUCAUCAAAAUCAUCAAUCAAGUCACAAACCACGAGAACAUUCACAGAAAUUAAUUCAAUUAAGUGCCAAAUCUUCAAUCAUGAACAUACUUCCGAUCAUUACAACGUCUGUUCAACUGAUUCUAACGCAUCAACUUGAUUGUUCCCUUGAUGGAAAAUGUGGAAAUACAAGUGUGAAGAGCUCGAGAGCAUCAUGUGACCGACCGUGUGGAACUGAAGUCUUCUCCAGUAAAAAAAAAAUAAAAUCAAGAGGAAAUCCACCUUUCUCUUAUUCGAGAAUGUACUCAAGGCUCAGUAGGCCGAUGCUGCCCUUCCAAGCAUUUCACAUCCCACCUUCAUCGUAAAUAAAAUGGAAAAAAAUUUGCUCGAGCUUGGGGGUGCAACAGAAGGCGUUGAAAAUAUUGGGAAUGAUCCAAGUGCUCGAUAAUUUUGGACAUUGGAUUGGACUGCAGUUGUGAAUUAAGAGAUUUUUUUUUAUUGUUGUUGGACCAUCAUUUGAUUAGCAAUGGAUUAUAAAAGUGUUUGUGAAAAAAUUAUUGAGAACACGAAAGAGUUCGAGGAUUCAGACAAAGAUGAGAUUGAGAAACGAUUGACUUUCCUUCUGGAGGAGGGAUCCAAAGUUCCAGCGGACUCAGAAGACUCUGCAGUUGCACUUCCUGAUUAUUUCGAUGAUGAGAAAUUUCGAUUGGGUCAAGAAGUCUUCGCGAAGAAUAUAUUCACCAUGAUGAUUGCUAAAUUAUCAGGAUUAUUGGUAUUGCUGGCUGUACCUUCUAUUCUUGAUGUUCUACGAUUUACUAAGCAAAGUGGUACCCCAUGUGCUGCAUUUCGACGAUAUGCUGCAACGAUAUUACACACAUGCAUUUGGUAUAAGAGUAUACCCAAUCUGGGCAUAAAAUUCUUCGAAUCGGUGCUAAAUGUACGGAAGAAACAUUGCAUCGCCUCCCGUCGUUGUUUUGAAGCCGGAAUUGGAAAAAUAUCUCAACGGGAUAUGGCCCUCACUCAAUUCGGCUUUAUGGGAUUCAGUUUACUAUGUGCAAAACCUUUGGGAAUUGACAUGAGUGAUAAGGAAGCCGAAGGACUUCUUCACUUUUGGAGAGUAAUUGGUCACAUGUUAGGCACAGACGAAAGAUUUAAUUUGUGCAAUGGAAGCAUAAACGACUCAAAAGCUCUCUGCAGGAGACUAUUGGAAGCUGUAUUUAUACCAAAUCUUGCCAAAAACACAAAACACUUUGACGAAAUGAGCAAAGCUUUGCUCAAGGGUUUGUGGCCUAUAAAUCCUUUCAUCGAUAUUCAUGCUUAUAAAGCUAUGACGUAUCGCUUGACGUUAACUGCAGUAUCCAAUAAUAAUACUAUUAUUAUUAACAAUAAUAAUGAUAAUAAUAAUUCACUCACCUUUUCUGAUAAAUCCAUGCCCAUUCACAGCAGACUUAUACUAAAUUCGCAGUUGUUCGUUCAUCGAUACCUUCUGCAGACUCGAUUCUGGUGGUCCAGAAUAUUCAGGGCAUUUUUCAAUAGUCUAAUGAGAAUGGCCAUUUAUUUAAGUGAGAAAUUUCCCUUUUUAGCAUAUUGCAUAUUCGGAAGAAAACAAUCGCAUUUUAAUAUUUAUAAAUUCAAUUUUGAGUAACUUCGGACUCAUUUGUCCCAUUUUCCAAUAAUUUUAGUAUUAAAAAUUUCUUAGGGAUUUUAUGAGUAUCGAACUGGUGUCAUGGUGUCGAUGAAAAAAUUGUAAAAUAAAUACUUAUCUUAUUUAA
Diachasmimorpha longicaudata is the source of this 2469-nucleotide messenger RNA. RefSeq lists its product as uncharacterized. The record is from RefSeq and is a predicted model, not a curated record. Bases 1224 to 2342 code for a protein of 372 amino acids. NCBI's taxonomy places the organism in Eukaryota, Metazoa, Arthropoda, Insecta, Hymenoptera, Braconidae. Gene Ontology annotation, molecular function: oxidoreductase activity. The transcript has 6 exons.